This is a messenger RNA of Psammomys obesus (fat sand rat), 5621 nucleotides long. RefSeq names its product sortilin related VPS10 domain containing receptor 2 (gene Sorcs2). Gene Ontology annotation, cellular component: membrane. Gene Ontology annotation, molecular function: protein binding. The record is from RefSeq and is a predicted model, not a curated record. The coding region runs from base 16 to 3489 and encodes 1157 amino acids. NCBI's taxonomy places the organism in Eukaryota, Metazoa, Chordata, Mammalia, Rodentia, Muridae. The transcript has 27 exons.
CUGCCUACGGCGACCAUGGCGCACGGGGGACCCCCGAGCGCCCCGAAACGUCCUGGCCCUACCGCGCCGGCCCCGAGCUUCCGGGCUCCACCGCCGCUGUGCUGGCCGCGCUCGUGGCCGCUGCUACUGCUGCUGCUGCUGCUGGUGGCUGCCCGCGGGGCGGUGGGGCGCUCCCCCCAGCCCGGGCGCCCGGGUCCCGGGGCGCGGGUCACCCGGCAGCUGCCCGCGGGGCGAACGGAGUCCGGCGUUCGCGAGGAUCCGCAGGCACGAGGAUCGGAGCCCGGCGCCCCGGGUCACCGUCCAGGUCCUGCUCCGGGUCCCAACGCAGAUGGCGCCCCAGCCCCGGGCAAGGGGCGCAGGGCACGGGCGGCGCCGGUGGCCGGUGCGGCUUCGCGCGCGCAGGUCUCGCUCAUCAGCACGUCGUUCGUGCUCAAGGGGGACGCGACGCACAACCAGGCGAUGGUGCACUGGACAGGAGAGAACAGCAGCGUCAUCUUGAUCCUGACAAAAUACUACCAUGCAGACAUGGGGAAGGUUCUGGAAAGCUCUCUGUGGCGGUCCUCAGAUUUUGGGACAACCUACACCAAGCUUACUCUCCAGCCUGGUGUCACCACUGUCAUCGACAACUUCUAUAUCUGCCCAGCUAAUAAAAGAAAGAUCAUCCUGGUGAGUUCGUCCCUCGGCGACCGGGAACAGAGCCUCUUCCUCAGCACCGAUGAGGGUACCACCUUCCAGAAGUACCCUGUCCCCUUCCUUGUGGAGACUCUCCUCUUCCACCCGAAGGAGGAGGACAAGGUUCUUGCUUACACCAAAGACAGCAAGCUGUAUGUGUCGUCUGACCUGGGGAAGAAGUGGACACUUCUGCAGGAACAGGUGACCAAGGACCACGUGUUCUGGGCUGUGUCUGGGGUGGAUGCUGAUCCCAACCUGGUCCACAUGGAAGCACAGGACCUCAGUGGAGACUAUCGGUACUUCACCUGCCUGACCCACAACUGCUCAGCUCAGUCCCACGCGGCACCCUUCGCUGGCCCCAUCGACCGUGGCUCCCUGACCGUGCAGGAUGAAUACAUUUUUCUGAAGGUAACAUCAACAAACCGAACCAAAUACUAUGUCUCCUAUCGCCGCAGUGACUUUGUCCUAAUGAAGCUGCCCAAAUAUGCCCUGCCCAAGGACCUGCAGAUCAUCAGCACGGAUGAGCAGCAGGUGUUCGUGGCCGUACAGGAGUGGAACCAGGUGGACACCUACAACCUGUACCAGUCGGACCUGCGCGGAGUGCGCUACUCACUGGUGCUGGAGAACGUGCGCAGCUCGAGGCAGGCGGAGGAGAACGUGGUCAUCGACAUCCUGGAGGUCAGAGGAGUGAAGGGAGUCUUUUUAGCAAACCAGAAAGUGGAUGGCAAGGUGACAACGCUCAUAACCUACAACAAGGGCCGAGACUGGGACUACCUGAGGCCACCCAGCACCGACAUGAAUGGGAAGCCCACCAACUGCCAGCCGCCGGACUGCCACCUGCACCUACAUCUGCGCUGGGCAGACAACCCCUAUGUGUCAGGCACAGUACAUACCAAGGACACUGCCCCUGGCCUCAUCAUGGGUGCAGGUAACCUGGGCUUGCAGCUGGUGGAGUACAAAGAGGAAAUGUACAUCACGUCGGACUGUGGGCACACCUGGCGGCAGGUCUUCGAGGAAGAACACCACAUACUAUACCUGGACCACGGUGGUGUCAUUGCCGCCAUCAAGGACACCUCCAUCCCCCUGAAGAUCCUCAAGUUCAGCGUGGAUGAGGGCCACACUUGGAGUACACACAACUUCACCAGCACCUCAGUGUUCGUGGAUGGGCUACUGAGCGAGCCAGGGGACGAGACGCUUGUCAUGACGGUCUUUGGUCACAUCAGCUUCCGCUCUGACUGGGAGCUGGUCAAGGUGGACUUCCGGCCCUCCUUCCCCAGGCAGUGUGGUGAAGAUGACUAUAGCUCUUGGGACCUCACUGACCUCCAGGGUGAUCACUGCAUCAUGGGCCAGCAGAGAAGUUACCGGAAGAGGAAGUCCACAUCCUGGUGUGUCAAGGGGAGGAGCUUCAUAUCGGCGCUCACAUCACGCGUGUGCAAGUGCCGGGACUCUGACUUCCUCUGUGACUACGGGUUUGAGCGCUCGUCUUCCUCAGAGUCUACUGCCAACAAGUGCUCCGCCAACUUCUGGUUUAACCCUUUGUCCCCUCCUGAAGACUGUGUCCUGGGCCAGACCUACACCAGUAGCCUUGGGUACCGGAAGGUGGUAUCCAACGUGUGUGAAGGUGGUGUGGACCUGCAGCAGAGCCCGGUGCAGCUGCAGUGUCCCCUCACAGCACCCCGGGGCCUGAAGGUGAGCAUCCACGGAGAGGCCGUGGCUGUGAGGCCUAGAGAAGAUGUGCUCUUCGUGGUGCAGCAGGAACAGGGUGACAUCCUGACCACGAAAUAUCAGGUGGAUCUUGGAGAUGGCUUCAAGGCCAUGUACGUGAACCUCACUCUGACGGGCGAGCCCAUCCGGCACCACUAUGAGAAUCCUGGCAUCUACCGCGUGUCUGUCAGGGCUGAGAACAUGGCGGGCCAUGACGAGGCUGUGCUCUUUGUCCAGGUCAACUCUCCCCUGCAGGCCCUCUACCUCGAGGUAGUUCCUGUCAUUGGCAUCAACCAGGAGUUGAACCUCACAGCCGUGCUGUUACCCCUGAACCCCAACCUCACUGUCUUCUACUGGUGGAUCGGCCACAGCUUGCAGCCUCUGCUUUCCUUGGACAACUCAGUGACAACGAGGUUUACGGAUGCCGGGGACGUGCGUGUGACAGUGCAGGCUGCCUGUGGGAACUCAGUGCUGCAGGACUCCAAGGUCAUCCGUGUGCUAGAUCAAUUCCAGGUGGUGCCUCUGCAGUUCUCCAGAGACCUGGACACCUUCAACCCCAACACACCUGAAUGGAGGGAGGACGUGGGGCUGGUGGUCACCCGGCUUCUCUCCAAGGAGACCAGCAUCCCGGAGGAGCUGCUAGUGACUGUGGUGAAACCAGGUCUGCCCACCAUAGCAGACCUGUAUGUACUCCUGCCUCCUCCCAGGCCCACAAGGAAGAGGAGCCUCACAAGUGACAAGAGACUGGCAGCUGUGCAGCAGGCACUGAACUCUCAUAGGAUCAGUUUUAUCCUUCGAAGAGGGCUCCGCAUCCUGGUGGACCUGAGGGACACAGAUGCAGGUCCUCAGAGGCCAGGUGGCAGUGGUGGCUACUGGGCUGUGGUGGUCCUCUUUGUCAUCGGGCUCUUUGCAGUGGGAGCAUUCAUCCUGUACAAGUUCAAAAGGAAACGCCCAGGCAGGACGGUGUAUGCCCAGAUGCACAAUGAGAAGGAACAGGAGAUGACAAGUCCCGUGAGCCACAGCGAGGAUGCCCAGAGCGCCAUGCAGGGCAACCACUCGGGCGUGGUCCUGAGCAUCAACUCUCGUGAGAUGCAUAGCUACCUGGUGGGCUGAUGGCGCCAGCUGGCCAGGACACUCUCCUCCUGCUUCCUCCACAGAGAGUGCAGGACCACAAGUGCAGCUGGAACGACGCCCCCCUCUGAGACCUGUGGAAAGGCCAUCUCCUCUAGCUGUCCCCACUCAGAGGACAGACACCUCUCCCUGUCAGCCCCAGUUGGCCCAUGGGAUCCUGGGGCAGCAGACUCAUGACCCACCUGGACACAGGCCUGUGGUGCCACGCAAAGUCCUCACCCUUGACUCUGAGGCAUCACAGUCCUUAGACCUGAACAUGCUGCCCCAACUUACCACUGCAGCCCAGGCCUGGCAUCUCCUGCCUGGGGCUGGACCAGCCGGUUCCUGGGGUAAGCCUGCAGCUACCCCCCCACUCCAGGCUUGUAGACCUGCUCAGCCCCAGCCCCACAGUCACUGGCCCAGCAGAGGACCCCAGAGCCAGGAAGUCUAUGGGACAGCCCUCCCGAGCACCACCUUCUAGGUAGCCUCUCUCUCCACUGCAGUGUAAAUACCUGCCCAGGUAGACCUAUUUGAGUUUGGGGGCUCUUUCUUUUAGCUUUCUGUUUUCAAGGCCAGGCAGUAGAAUCCGCCUAAGUUUUGUCCGAAUCCCACUCUCAGAACCCCUUUUUUCAGGAUGCUCAGAGCUGGGUCUAGAGGAGCAAAGAUCUCUCUGGUUUUCCUUCAGGGCUACGGGAUGGGACACAAGAAAGGAAGGGACCCUUAUAUGCAGUUCCUGCUCCAACCAGCAGGAUGCGCCCUUCCACAGCCUCUAGGCUGAUAACUGGCUUCACCCAGGUCUGGAUUCUAGAAGAGUCUACAGGCCCCAGAAAGGCACGUUAGCUGAAUACAACAUGCUCUGAAGCCUUAUGGCUUGAGGGACCCAUGCAGACUCAACCAGAAGAGGUGUGGGAGGGCAGUGUCUCCUAGUAAGAUGAAAGUAGAGGACUCAGAGACAGUGACCUUCUCAGGGUCACAGAAAGAAAGCAGCAGAGGCAGCUCCAUAGUCGCCUGCUGCCUGCUCCCACUGCCGAGUCAGGGACCCAGCCCAGGUCGACACUGUGAGCUGGCACAAUUCACCUUUUGCCUUGAAACUGAAGUCAGUAUUCCAUUCCCUUCCCUUCCCCUCCCCCUUCCCCUUCCUUUUCCUCCUCCCACCUCCGGACUCUUGCUGCCCCACCAGAGCCCAGGCUGGCUUGGAGCGAGGCCUGGGUGCACUCACCAGCACCCACCAGUUCUCCCUGGAGAAAAGAUGUGGCCUAUAUAGGAGGAGAGGUCCAGGGCAGACCCUCUCACAGGGCAGCGCCAGCACUCGGUCUCGUGUCCAGACACUCAUGUCACAGUCAGGAGAACACAGACCAAGGAGGCAGCCGUAUGUGGCACAAAGCUAGUCUAUGAGAGCAUUUCAACUGUACCCCAACAUCUCUCACUUUCCACCACUCUCUGAGGCUCAGAGGUCCCUCCAGAGGUGACUGCAGGCCAUCCCUCCCUGUGAGGGGCUGCAAAUGGAAACCUGGUACCAGUGAAGGCCAUGACACUCUAAGACCUUUGCCCCACACACCUUCUUGCUGUCUCAAAAGAAACCUACACAGAGACCUUUCCCCCAUGCGUGUUCCCACACUGCUGUCCCCCAGUAUCCCACAGAAGAAGAUGCUCACACACCACACAGUCCCCACCAGGUCCAAGGGCAGCACAGAAGCCCUGGAUGUAGCCCUCCACGUUAGCUCACCAGUGCCUGGGGUACCGGCUGCAGGUCUUUGCCUUCUGUGAGCACUCCGUGUCACUCUCAAGGACACCCGGGGAGGCCUUCCCUAGCUAUUCGGAUUUUCUGUUACUAUUUCUAUUAAGGACAUUUGGAGCGUGUAGACCCAAGAGCCUCCCCUGUCUUCAUCUCCAUAACUGCAGAUGGCUAUGCAGGCACAGGGAUUCCCUGCUCAUUAGCUGAGGUGCCAUGCAUGGUACAGCCAGGGACAAAAGCCCCAUGGGCAUUCCAGAUGCUAUUGUCUCAGGGGCUCAUGCCACCCUACACUGGGCCCUGUACGUACCUGGCAUGUGGGCAUAGCAGAGGUGAUGAAUUCUUUGUUUUUCCUUUCUAAAAAAAAAAAAAUCAAUAAAUCAUUUGUGAUGCUUUUAACAAA